Molecule: messenger RNA, 394 nt
Organism: Maylandia zebra (zebra mbuna)
Lineage: Eukaryota; Metazoa; Chordata; Actinopteri; Cichliformes; Cichlidae
Product: progonadoliberin-1
Biological process (GO): multicellular organism development
Cellular component (GO): extracellular region
Molecular function (GO): gonadotropin hormone-releasing hormone activity
Source: RefSeq, a predicted model, not a curated record
UUCACAAAGGACAGCAGAAGAGAUCAGAAGUUCUUGUCUAAUGCACAGAAGCUUUAUCCUCAGAAUGGCUGCAAAAAUCUUGGCACUGUGGCUGCUGCUCGCAGGGACGGUGUUUCCACAGGGCUGCUGUCAGCACUGGUCAUACGGACUGAGCCCAGGAGGGAAGAGGGAUCUGGACAACUUCUCAGACACACUGGGCAAUAUGGUUGAAGAGUUCCCACGCGUCGAAGCACCUUGCAGUGUUUUCGGUUGUGCAGAGGAAUCACCUUUUGCCAAAAUGUACAGAGUGAAAGGACUUCUUGCGAGUGUGGCCGAAAGGGAAAAUGGACACCGGACAUUCAAGAAAUGAAAGAUUUCUUUGAUUCUACAUUUCAUUUUUUAUAUAAGCAUAAAA